GUCUCAGACAGUAAAACAUCAUCUUAUGUGGGAUCUUUCAGCUGCUACAGUAUCACCAUGUUGCACCACGGACAUCAAGAGUGAAGUCCUGCUGGGAGGAGUUGGACUCUUCACCUGUGUGUUCAUGUGUGCUGUCAAACAUCACCAUGACUCCUGUCUGGUUUCUAAUGAACUCCAUCUGAAGAGAACAGGCUGCAUGACUGCAAACACUUAUCUUAACCAACAAUCUUCAUGUAGUCAACUUCUUCUUUUCAGGUGUGAAAGACGUCAGUGUCCCAAAUCCUCCCUGGGACUGUCCACAGUGACCACCAUCUCAACAUGAGGUUAAUACAGUUAGUUUGUUGCAGCGUUAGAUUGGAUCAAUGAACAAAGAAACAUUUAACUUUCCUCUGAGAGAAAACUACGUUUUAAAAAUGCAAACGUGAAAAUGUUUGUUUGGCGUCUAUAAGAGAUUCAAACCGCCUACCCCUAACCUUGAAUGUCAUUAUGAGGAAGUGACAUCAUCCUAAUGUCAGGAAGUAGAUGCAGCGUCUCUCGACUAAAGAACUGUUUUAGAAACAGUUGUGAGCAUCAGAACGAGAGAGAGAAGAAGCAGAGACACAGAGAAGCACGAUGGAAGAGUUCAAAUGGAUCAAAAUGUCUUUAUUUCUGAUACUGCUGCUUACCUUUACAGCAGCAGCUGGAUAUCUUCUCUCCUCCUCUGUCAGAGCUGGAGAUGACGUCACUUUGCCUUGUGAACAUGUGACAGACGGUCAGAGAGCGUGUGACAGUACUACCUGGAUCUUCAGUGGUUCAGGAGACACAGUGGAGCUGGUUAACCUCGGGAAGAUUAAAGAAGAAGCCGGAGUUAAACCAGACAGACUGAGUGUUACAGAGAAAUGUUCUCUGGUUAUAAAGAAGGUCACAGAGGAGGAUGCUGGUCGUUACACCUGCAGACAGUUCUACACAUCAGGAGAUCAACAAGGUCCAGAUGCUGUGGUCUAUCUGUCUGUUGUUACCAUGACUGAACAUCAGGACAGUGAUGAGGUGACGUUACGCUGCUCUGUGUCCACAUAUGGACCAUGUACACACACAGUGAAGUGGCUGUUUAAGAGUCAUGAUGUGGAUAAAGAUAACCCAGAUAUGAGGACAUCCCAGUCUCCCUGCUCCUCCUCUGUGACCUUUCCUACUUCUCAUUUUAGUUACACAUCAAGGUAUCAGCUCUUUAGGUGUGAAGUGACUGAAGGAGACAAAGUGCAGGAGUUUCCCUUCAGCCCUCAGUCCUCAGGUGAGGACAAAACAACAACAAAACCAACAACAACAACAACAACAACAACAACAACAACAACAACAACCUUAAAAUCAACCACCACCGCCACAACAACAACAACAAUAACAACAAUAAAACCAACAACCACCGUCACCAUAACAACACCAGAACCAUCAACAACAGCUGAGAGCAGACUUAAAGCAGGUUCAUGGAGGUCCAUCUUUGGGCCCGUGGGUUUAGCAGCUCUCAUAAUAAUAGUUGUGGCGGUCAACAUGUGGACGAGAGCUAAAGAGAAGAAAACACAGACAGAGGACAUCGCUGUGCGUUAUGACGUAGAUGAUGAUACAGUGAACUAUGAGAACAUCAGAUCUCCUGAUGGAGUCUGACCAACACUUCUGCCUCCAUCAGCCUCCACCCAUCAACUCCUCACCUUUUACUGGACCAGUUCAACACUGUCAAUAUCAAAAAGAAUCAUUAAGCCUUAUUUUAUUUUAGUCUGAUGUAUUUCCUGCAUCGACUGUAAAAACCUUUCCUCAUCUGCAGCCAGUUGAGAACAGCAGCUGGAUUUGAACUUCAUUUAACUCUUGGUAACUUCCUGAAAUAGUCUUCCAGCUGCAGAUUUCACAGCUGAUUUUAAGAUGUAAGAUGCUUGUUGUUAAAACUCCAGCAGCUUGAGCUCAGUUUGAUGUCUCUGUGUGCAGAAUAACUCAUUUUAAUCCGCUUUCAUUUAAGUCAGUCACAGUCUUCUCUGUAUCUCAUGUGAUGACAACAUUGUAGUGAACUAGAGAGGUGAAUGUUGCAGGCUGCAUGGUAGGUAGGCUGAAACCAGGAGACCGUGCACCGGGCUGCUGAACCAGACCGACUGGAACCGAGCAACCGUUCAAGUCUACAUGGAAUCAAACGGGUGUCUUACUGCUCGUGCACCUUAGAUGAUUGUGUACAUAGAAAUUCAUAAGCUACGUUAUCGAUGGAUAUCACAUACCAACCCGGUCUCACGGCAGUUUGUGAAACGGUCUCGUAAUUUAGAUUUUUUAUUUUGUGUACAUAUCACUUGACUAUUUCACGAACUGCUGUGACACUGGGCUGCUCUGGGGGACGCAACAACGGGGAAAUCAAACGCUACACGAGGGACGGUGACAACAACGGGACGUAGUGGUUAGGAAGAAAAUAAACAGGAAAGGAACUGCAACACGUGGGACACGAUCCCUGGUCUCAGUGGGGGAAAGUCCAGUGUUAUUUGACCCGUCCACCCCCCCGACCAGCCUCAAUGCGCUGAUUUUCUGCCUUUCAAUACUAUUUGCUCCCAUAAUCAUGCUGUUAUCACGAAAUGGGCUUGCCAUUGAAAUACAUUACUUUAAAAUUCGUAAUUAACACAUGAAAAUGACGACAUUAACGUGAUCUGUGGACGAAUCAGGUAGGCAGUCAGGAGGAGACCGUGGACCAGGCUACUGAACCAGACCCUAACCCUGCCUAAUGCAUGAGUCUCUGUAACCAAAGGGGAGUCUAGGUCCUCAAAGGUUUGAGUUAUCAACUGAUCCCAGACCCGUCUCAGGACUGUCCACAAAGCAACUGUUACCUUAUGAAUUAUACAUUGUUAAAUAACAGGGCUGUAUUUUUCUACUUUAGUGUUGGCUAACUCAAAGUUUAUUAAAAUAUAAUCUGCUAAUAAAUGUUCACCACUUCAUUCUA
This is a messenger RNA of Etheostoma spectabile (orangethroat darter), 2938 nucleotides long. RefSeq names its product location of vulva defective 1. Gene Ontology annotation, biological process: interleukin-15-mediated signaling pathway; positive regulation of ERK1 and ERK2 cascade; T cell activation. Bases 613 to 1635 code for a protein of 340 amino acids. The record is from RefSeq and is a predicted model, not a curated record. The transcript is spliced from 7 exons. Gene Ontology annotation, cellular component: membrane raft; external side of plasma membrane. NCBI's taxonomy places the organism in Eukaryota, Metazoa, Chordata, Actinopteri, Perciformes, Percidae. Gene Ontology annotation, molecular function: MHC class II protein binding; protein tyrosine kinase binding.